Molecule: messenger RNA, 1543 nt
Organism: Liolophura sinensis
Lineage: Eukaryota; Metazoa; Mollusca; Polyplacophora; Chitonida; Chitonidae
Product: tRNA (adenine(58)-N(1))-methyltransferase catalytic subunit TRMT61A-like
Exons: 3
Coding region: 250-1407 (385 amino acids)
Biological process (GO): tRNA methylation
Cellular component (GO): tRNA (m1A) methyltransferase complex; nucleus
Molecular function (GO): tRNA (adenine(58)-N1)-methyltransferase activity
Source: RefSeq, a predicted model, not a curated record
GGUGUGAAUGAAAUAAAUGAUUCCUCACAAUAUAAAUGAUGAUUAUCGCAGUGUAAGCGCUUGGGGUUGUGAUGUGAGAAGACCUUCUAUUACAUACACCACGAAAUGGAGAUAGAAGUAUCUUUUAUUCCCGCAUAUAUGAGAUCAAGGGGGACAACUUUGUGUUGCCCGGAAGUGACCUUCGCACAUGGUGGCGGUGAGAACGAAGGUUGUUAUGUUUUUCCUUGAAAGACUAUUAUACACAUUAGAAUGAGCUUUUGGGGCCAUAAGAAAGUCAUUGAGGUCGGCGACACCGUUGUUCUCUACUUUAGUACGACAAGCAUGCUGGCAAUGGCGGUAAAACGAGGUGAAAUUCUGCAGACCCGGCUAGGAGAGCUGCCUCACUCCAGCCUGAUAGGUGCCCAGUACGGCUCUAAAAUCGAGUGUCCAAAGGGCUUUGUGCACGUCCUACACGCGACACCUGAACUCUGGGCUGCUAACCUACCCCACCGCUACAGAGUUUUGGGAAACCCGGACAUAAGCUUAAUAUCCUUGCAACUAGAUCUCAAGCCAGGUUCUGUUGUCGUUGAAUCAGGAACUGCAAUCACGAUAUUGUCUCGCGCCCUAAUCAGAACAAUACAGCCUGACGGUCACCUCCAUUUGUUUGAAAAUGACAAAGAGCAAGCAGUAAAGUUACAAGAAGAAUUUAAACAUCACCGUGUUAAUGGUCAUGUGACUGUAGAACAGCGGGAUGUCAGCCAGCAAGGAUUUGGUCUCACCGAUGUGGCUGAUGCUGUCAUUAUCGAUGUUGAUCAGCCGUGGCUGGUUGUGGGCAAUUCCAAACAGGCUCUGAAAACGCAAGGAGGUAGGUUUUGCUCAUUUUCACUCAGCAUUGAGCAAACCCAGAAAACUUGUGAGGCUUUGAAACAGCACGGCUUUUACGAUAUCCGUACUAUCGAAUGUACGGAGAAGAGUUGUGAAGUUAAAAUAAACCAUAUGAGCAUUCCCUAUCUGGGUUUUGAACACAAGACUGAAAACCCUGGGAAGCCAUUAAAGAGGGAGGUGAAACAUGAGAAAGACUGUCCCGAAGAGGCCAAGAAAGUUAAAAUUGAUGGAGAAUACCUACUAGUAGCCGAGAGAGAUGGUAGUAUGGCUACAGGGAAGGGAGAUAACUCCGGCGCCCCAGAGAGCGAUAUCAUUUGUGAAACAGAGGGUGAACAGGAAGUACCUGCUGACAUCUUGGGUGAAGAGUGUCCAGAAAUAGUGGAAGAGGCGAGCAAUAAAAAAGGAAAAACUCGUGAAUAUUAUUUAGACUUAAUUGGCGUGAAAGAAGCAAGAACUUUUUCUUUUCAGUCAGAAUCGGCACUGACCCGUAGAGGGCACACUGGGUUUUUGACAUUUGCUACACUUUAUCCCGUGGACACUUGAAUUCAGCAGAUUUCCCCCUAAUCAUUCUUUUUAAUUACAUUUGAUCCCAAACCCCAUGUACAUGCAGGUUGAAAUCAAUAAUGGAACCACUAAUUCACCUUCUUUUGCUACAAACGUAUUCAGUAAAUAUUUUUGA